Molecule: messenger RNA, 354 nt
Organism: Pelobates cultripes (western spadefoot toad)
Lineage: Eukaryota; Metazoa; Chordata; Amphibia; Anura; Pelobatidae
Source: the annotation of a GenBank genome assembly
AUGGGUUUUCUUGGGGUUCCCCCAGCGGUGGGUGCAGCGCCUCCCCACGUCCCCCCAGGGUGUCCGAAAGUGUGCGCCCACAGCCAAGUGUUAUGCCCAAUCGGUCCAGGCGCAGCGCCAGCCCUCCCCCACCACCAGUUCGCAGGUGUGGGCUUCACAGUCUUAGACGGGCCUCCGAGAUAUGAAUUCAAGCCACGGUGUCCAAGUCUGCAGGCAACGGUGUGCGGUUCUCCGCAGGGAGGCUGUAAGCUGCUCCAUUCCGUGGAUCUCUUCAACCUUGUCCAUCCAGUGUUGGAAGGUGGCUACUUGAGAGGUCUGCCACCUAAGUGGAAUGAGCAGUUUGGCCGCAUUUAG